Messenger RNA from Arachis stenosperma, 632 nucleotides. RefSeq lists its product as uncharacterized. The transcript is spliced from 2 exons. The record is from RefSeq and is a predicted model, not a curated record. Bases 88 to 519 code for a protein of 143 amino acids. NCBI's taxonomy places the organism in Eukaryota, Viridiplantae, Streptophyta, Magnoliopsida, Fabales, Fabaceae.
GCUUGUGUUGUAUAAUUGGAUGAGAUUCAAAUUGUGUGACAAAAAAAAAAUUGAGCUGCUUCAUUAGUUCCCAUUAUACUUGAAAUAAUGCUCUCUUCUCUUCAGCUUCUCUGCUUCUAUAAGCAGCCACCACUAUGUGAAAACUUAGUGCACAGUGACCAUAACAACAGCUUGUUAUUGAAGGAUAAGAGGCUAAUAUCAAAUCCUUCUAAUUAUUUCAUAGUUCAUGCAGUGAAGGAGGAUUCACAACAAUAUGAAGUAGACCCAGAUAAGGCUAGAGAAGCAUUACAAAAGCUUGAUCAAGAAAUCCAAUCUCUCUCCAAUAAACCAAUCUCUUCUCCAAAAGUCAGGGUUUCAGAUAUGAAGAUCAGCAAAGAAGAAGUGAAUGAGAUGGAUCAGAAGCUUGAAAUCACAGAUUCGUUACUUACAAGCGUGGCUGGUGGUCUAGUUCUCUUAACUAUAUUUUACAAUACACUAUUUUAUACUGUAAUUAAACCAUCAAUCGAUGGUUCACCAUGACCCUUCCAAGACUAGGCACAUAUGUGUAUAGAAUUUAAACAUUCAUCCUUGAAAGUUCCUAUAUAUAUAUAGGAUAAAUGUAACAAAAAAUGUUGAUAACUAAUAUUUUUCAA